Molecule: messenger RNA, 2952 nt
Organism: Camelina sativa (false flax)
Lineage: Eukaryota; Viridiplantae; Streptophyta; Magnoliopsida; Brassicales; Brassicaceae
Molecular function (GO): zinc ion binding; DNA binding
Source: RefSeq, a predicted model, not a curated record
CAAAAAAGCUUUUGAAGCAAGUUACUAAGUUAGCCAUAGCCGCUUGGCGCUGUCCUCUUCGUCUUCUCUCGUCUUCUUCUUCUUCUUCUUCUUCUCUCUCUCUUUCGUUUUCUUAUUAAGUGGAGAAUUUGCUGGAGGAGUAGUAGUGAAAUCCAAUGGAGGGUGGUUGGUUUCAGGAGAUAUGGGAGAUGGAGAUGAGCAAAGUAGAGAGCUAGAGAAUUCGUCUUCGAGUCGUGUUCCUAGUGUUGCAAAUGCAGAAGCAAGAAUGAAGUUUGCUUCCGUGGAUGCUUUAUCAGAGUUAGUUUGGUCUCCUCGGAACGGUCUAAGCCUAAGAUGUGCAGAUUUCAGUUUCACUGGAAAGGCAAAAUUACGCUCUCCUAACUUCUUUGAUUCAGGACAAACCAACAUGGAGCUUCGUUCCAAUAGCACAAGUAUCGAGCGACAGCAACAACAAGAAGAAGACGAAACGGUAAAUGUCCAGUUGAGAGCACAAGAUCAAGUUAACCAAGCGUGUAGCGGGAUGAAUAGACCAUUGUCAGGGAUUGGUGGUUCUGUUGAGGAUAAGGUUGAAAUCAAUGAUGAUAUAGAGAGUGAAGAAGCAGGAAGUUCCAAAAGAUCGUCAGAAGCUUUGUUGGCUAAUGAGCAGCUGAGGAUGGAGAGUGCUGGAUCUCAAGAAGAACCGACUAACCGUGGAGAUAAAGAAGAAGAGGAUAAGAUGAAUAUUAAUCGAGUUGAUCGUUUAGAGUCAAUGGAUGAGAACAACCUCACAAUUCUUGCUGUUGUAGCAUGUGAAGGAAAAGGAGAAUACUUUCCAGAAGGUGAGGCAGAUGUUGAGAAGGCUGGACCAAGUGUCUCCUAUAGUCGUCAUGCCAAAGAGAAAGGGAAAGAAAAAGCUUUAUCUGAUGAAAACUUUGAUGAGAAUGAAAAUGAUGAUGAAAGUUUCGGGAGUGUAGAAAGUUGCAAUAGUGCGGGUUUGCUCUCGAGGGGAAAGAAAAGGCCAGGCUUUGAGCAACAGCUGAUUCUUGGAAGCAAACGGCUCAAAACGCUAAGUCAAGAAUGUUUGGGGUCAACUUCAAAGCUCAAGCAAGAUAGUUCUUUUAUGAAUUGGAUAUCAAACAUGACAAAAGGAAUCUGGAAAGGUAAUGAAGAAGACGAUUCUCCUUUUGUAGCUCUCACUUCAGAUGCUAAUGGUCAUGGCCAUGGCCAAGUCAAUGUGAUUGUUGACCAACAAGAGUUGAAUCCAUGCUGUGUGAAGGAAAAUAGCGGAUGCAGAAACACCGGUUUCCAGUCUUUUUUCCAGUCUAUAUAUUGUCCGAAGAAACAAAGUCAAGAUGCCGUGGAGAUGGAUAUCUCAAAUGAUGCGAAUGCUACUUCUUUGCAGGAGCUUCCCUGGAUUCCUGAACAACAAUGUGACGUUACCAAAGGGGAUCACUUAUCUUCAUCUGGUAAUGAGAUUGGUCCAGUGGCUGAACCCAACAUUUCAUCAGGAAAAGAUGGAUUUAAUCAGACAAGCGAACCGCUCUCGUCAGAGAACAAACAUGAGGAUAACAAAGAGCCAAACAUCUCUUUGAUGCCUCUUAGUAAGUCUAAGCCGAACGAAGAACCAAAAGUCCGCGGUGAAACUGAUGGGAAGGUUAGUCCGUGUGUAACCAACAGAAAUUCCGGUCUUGAAAGUUUGUGGAUAAGCAGAUUUUCUUCUAAGAGUUCAUUCCCUCAGAAAAAGGCCAAUGAUUCAGCCUCAGACGCAGCUCAAACCCGUGAUUCGCAGAAGAUGCUGGCAGACAGUAAUGUUGUAAUACCCAGUAUCAGCUCGCUAGAUAGGCUGGAUAAACAGAACACGGCUCUUCCCAAAGUUUCUGCAAUGAGAAUAGAGUCUUCAGAAAUAAUGGCUUCUUUGUUUGAAAGAAAGUUAGAAGCUAUGAAAUGCAUCAUUCCCUCAUGUUCUUUAGCUGAGAACGCAGACGAGGAACGGACGAAUCUAGUUUGUUUCUACUGCGGUAAAAAGGGUCACUGUUUAAGGGAUUGUCUGGAAGUAACUGAUAUUGAGCUCAGAGAUCUAGUACAGAACAUAAGUGCUCGGAAUAGAAGAGAAGAAGUGUCAAGCCUAUGCAUUAGAUGUUUUCAGCUAAGUCACUGGGCUGCAACAUGCCCGAAUGCUCCACUGUAUAGUUCAGGAGUAGAUAAAGCGAUAAAGCACGCUUUAGCUUCUACCUCUGGCUCAAAGCUGCUGCCCUUAAGUGGUUUCACAGACGUACCAAAAGCAGUCUUUGAUGCUGUUCAAGUUCUUCGCUUGACCCGCUCACACGUUCUCAAAUGGCUAAAUACCAAGAAGUCUGUAUCGGGUCUUGAAGGGUUCUUCUUGCGGUUAAGGCUCGGGAAAUGGGAAGAAGGGCUUGGUGGAACAGGGUACUACGUAGCUCGCAUAGAUGGGACCACAGAGGUGCAAAGCGCAAGGAGAGAUUCAGAGAGUAGCUCAAUUUCAGUUAAGGUUAAAGGGAUGACUUGCCUUGUUGAGUCUCAGUUUAUCUCAAACCAUGACUUUCUUGAGGAGGAGUUGAAGGUGUGGUGGCGGAGCGUCGAGAAAAGUACCGGUCGAAGCGGCGAUAGCAUCCCGUCGGCAGAGGAACUUAUUCGGAAAAUUCAGCAGAGAAAGAUGUUAGGCUUUUAGGAUCUUUCAAAAUAGAUAAUACAUGUUUUGAGGACCAACUGUAUUUAUUUAAUAGGAUUUUACGUCGACACAUGUAUUUUUUUUCGGUGUGGUUAAAAAUGAGAGUGUAAAUUUCUGGCUAGUUCAGAGGACAUCGAAUGUCUCAAACCAGAUGACGAUCUAAAACUGGAUGUCCAACUUCUAUAGACUUGCGAGUUUUGUUCGCAUCUUUCUGUCUCUCUAACUAUUUAUUUAGCGUCUGUAAAGGAUCUCGUUUCUCAAGUACCACCGCGGAGCUCUUUUAA